AUGUCGGACGCUCUGAUCAAUGGAUUGGCUGGAGCUGGUGGUGGGAUCAUUGCUCAGCUCCUCACUUAUCCUCUCCAAACUGUAAAUACGCGCCAACAGACGGAGCGGGAUCUGAAGAGGGAGAAGAAGAAACUUGGAACUUUCCAACACAUGUGCCAGGUUGUGAAACAAGAGGGAUGGGAGCGAUUAUAUGGCGGAUUAGCGCCGUCUCUUGCUGGAACUGCGGCAUCACAGGGGGUUUACUAUUACUUCUACCAAGUGUUUCGGAAUCAGGUGGAAGCUGCAGCUCUUCAGCAAAGCAAGAAAGGUUUGGGUGACGGAUCCGUUGGGAUGUUCUCUUCACUUUUAGUGGCUGCAUUAGCCGGAUCAGUCAAUGUUCUUAUGACGAAUCCAAUUUGGGUGAUUGUUACGCGCAUGCAGACCCACAGAAAAAUGCCAAAAGAACAAAAGAUAGUCUCUGAGUCACCUUCUUCUGUUGCGGAAGCUCUGGUUCCUGUUGAGCCGCGUCCCUACGGAACCUUUAAUACGAUUCGAGAGGUUUACGAAGAAGCUGGAGUGACUGGCUUCUGGAAAGGUGUAAUUCCAACAUUGAUCAUGGUAAGUAAUCCAUCAAUGCAAUUUAUGCUGUACGAGACAAUGUUAGCAAAGCUGAAGAAAAAGCGUGCCUUGAAAGGUAGCAACAACGUAACCGCCUUGGAGACAUUUCUUCUUGGAGCUGUGGCUAAACUCGGAGCUACAGUCACAACUUAUCCACUCUUGGUCGUAAAGUCGCGACUUCAAGCUAAACAGGUCACAACAGGGGACAAAAGACAACAGUACAAAGGAACGCUGGACGCGAUUCUGAAAAUGAUAAAAUACGAAGGGCUUUACGGGUUUUACAAAGGGAUGAGCACAAAGAUUUGCCAGAGCGUUUUAGCGGCUGCGGUUCUGUUCAUGAUCAAGGAAGAGCUUGUCAAGGGAGCUAAGCUUUUGCUCUCAAACGCGAGCUCCAGCAGCAGAGUCAAGUCUUAA
Messenger RNA from Microthlaspi erraticum, 1011 nucleotides. The record is from the annotation of a GenBank genome assembly. NCBI's taxonomy places the organism in Eukaryota, Viridiplantae, Streptophyta, Magnoliopsida, Brassicales, Brassicaceae.